ACAACACCACCACCAACGCCAAACAGUAUCUUUUCCCUCCAAUCGGAUUUACGCUGCCAAAUUCCGCGCUCUUAUCCCUCCCACUCCCCCCUCACUCCCCCUCUCUCUCUCCCUGUGAAUUUUUCAAAUCCCAACCUCCGCCAUGGAGCUCACUCCUCCGCCCCACCGUUGCAUUUGGUCCUCGCCGAUUCGUUCGUCCUCCUCCUCGUACCGACCUCUCCUCGUUUCAAUUUCGCCUCGGAACACCAAGCUCCUUAGGUCCGUACCUUCUUUUGGAUCGAUUCGCCGGAGAAAUCUGUGCUCCGCCUCCAGCUCCGAGACGUUGGUUGGGUCGCGGAAGGAGGGCGGCGGCAAGCAGAGUCAGGCGGUGAGCAAAAAAGACGAGGAGGAAGACUUGAAAUCUUGGAUGCACAAGAACGGGCUGCCUCCUUGCAAGGUCGUGCUCAAAGACAAACCUUCCUACGACGAGAAGCUCCGGCCCAUUCAUUACGUAGCUGCCAGCGAAGAUCUUGAGGUUGGUGAUGUCGCAUUUUCGGUGCCGGAUUCUUUAGUUGUAACUCUCAAGAGAGUGUUGGGGAACGAAACAAUUGCUGAAUUAUUAACUACGAACAAAUUAUCGGAAUUGGCAUGCUUGGCAUUGUAUCUGAUGUACGAGAAGAAACAAGGAAAGAAGUCAUUUUGGUAUCCCUAUAUAAGAGAGCUCGAUCGUCAGCGAGGGAGGGGUCAAUUGGCGGUGGAAUCACCCCUUUUAUGGUCAGAAGCUGAGCUGGCUUAUCUUACAGGCAGCCCCACAAAGGCUGACGUUCGUGCAAGGGCCGAAGGAAUUAAAAGAGAAUAUAAUGAGCUUGACACUGUCUGGUUUAUGGCUGGUUCCCUAUUUCAGCAAUACCCAUAUGAUAUUCCUACGGAGGCCUUCCCAUUUGAGAUAUUCAAACAAGCUUUUGUUGCAGUUCAGUCUUGUGUAGUGCAUUUGCAGAAAGUUAGUUUGGCUCAAAGAUUUGCUUUGGUUCCUCUUGGGCCCCCAUUGUUAGCUUACGGAAGCAACUGUAGAGCAAUGUUGACAGCUGUUGAUGGUGCUGUUCAACUAGUGGUCGAUCGGCCAUAUAAGGCAGGGGAGUCUAUUGUUGUGUGGUGUGGACCACAGCCUAAUUCAAAGUUGCUUAUAAACUAUGGUUUUGUUGAUGAAGAUAAUUCUUAUGAUCGUUUGGUGGUUGAGGCAGCUUUGAACACUGAGGAUCCACAAUAUCAAGAUAAAAGAAUGGUUGCUCAAAGAAAUGGAAAAUUAUCAGUACAAACUUUUCAGGUAUAUGUGGGAAAGGAAAAGGAAACGGUCUUCGAUAUGCUUCCCUAUCUGCGACUGGGCUAUGUUUCAGAUCCUUCAGAGAUGCAGUCUGUUAUCUCCUCUCAAGGUCCAAUUUGUCCAGUGAGUCCUUGUAUGGAACGAGCGGUGCUGGACCAACUUGCUGAUUAUUUUAGAACACGGCUGGCUGGCUAUCCAACUACAUUGAGUGAAGAUGAUUCUUUGUUGGCAGAUGCUAAUUUGAAUCCGAAGAAGCGAGUUGCUACUCAGCUUGUUAGGUUAGAAAAGAAAAUGCUCCAUGCAUGCCUGAAGGUGGUGGUUGAUUUGAUAGGCCAGUUACCAGACGACACUGUAUCACCAUGCCCAGCUCCUUAUGCCCCCUUGUUGAAAUAAAAAGAUGGAUCGAAGGAAGCGGGCAACGCAUAGGGCACAACCAAGGAGAACUGGAAUAUGUCUGGCUCCAUCAGGCAUCAAAGAGGAGAGAAUCAGGCAUUCUUUUUCAGUAACAUGUAAAUUCCUUCCCACUCGUUUGUCAACAUACAAUAUGACCCGUCCCGACACUCUCCAUCGUAUAUUCUCCCGAAUUCAUUUUCUUCCUCCCUCGGAUGAAUGGGGUGCCGGAAAAGAGAAACGAAAGGAAACGAAAAUGAUACGAAGGAUGAAUGCCUUGAUGAUUUUGGUAGCUAAUGUAAUCUUUGGUCGUUCUCUGUAAAUGUGAAUCAGGACGACCAGACUCUUAAUCCAUUUGUGUUCAAUGUACAUUACUCUGUUCAGAAUA
Molecule: messenger RNA, 2078 nt
Organism: Pyrus x bretschneideri (Chinese white pear)
Lineage: Eukaryota; Viridiplantae; Streptophyta; Magnoliopsida; Rosales; Rosaceae
Product: actin-histidine N-methyltransferase-like
Exons: 12
Coding region: 143-1693 (516 amino acids)
Biological process (GO): peptidyl-lysine monomethylation
Cellular component (GO): chloroplast stroma
Molecular function (GO): protein-lysine N-methyltransferase activity
Source: RefSeq, a predicted model, not a curated record